AUGGUCAGCGUACACGCCUAUGAAAAGUCGGAGGAAGUGGCCCACAGCGUGGGAAAGUACAUUUUGGAGAAACAGAACGAGGCAUUGGCGAGGGGCGAGCGGUUCAACGUGGCUAUUAGUGGGGGUUCUCUCGUCAAAGUACUGUACAAAAGCUUAGUGGCGACACCUGAGAUUGCCGCGGAUGUCAAAUGGGCACAUUGGCAUGUUUAUUUCUGCGACGAGCGGAUUGUGGCGCUGGAAGACGAGGACAGCAACUACGGCGCGUUCAAGAAGCACGUGCUCGACCCGCUACUGGAGCACCAGGGCGCAUUGGGCCCCACCAUGUACACCAUCAACGAGUCGCUCGUGGGGCUUGGCGAAAAUGACCGCAUUGCGAACGAGUACGAGACGUUGCUACCCCCACAAUUCGACCUCAUCUUACUCGGCUGCGGGCCUGACGGCCACACCUGCUCGCUUUUCCCGGGGGAUGCGCAUCGCUAUCUGCUCGACGAGAAAGACAAGCGAGUUGCGUGGUGCCAUGAUUCUCCUAAACCUCCCUCCGACCGCAUAACAUUCACAUUGCCUGUUUUGCAGGCUGCACGUAAUCUGGGUUUUGUCGCAGAAGGUGCCUCGAAGCAGCCUAUCCUAAAGCGUAUCUUUGAAAAUCAAGACCUCACGCUUCCCUGCGCCCUCGUCAACCAUCUUUGCAGCACCAAAGUUGCCUGGUUCGUUGACUCCAGUGCCGUGCAAGGCAUAGAUGUGUCCACUAGCAAAUUUUGA
Molecule: messenger RNA, 759 nt
Organism: Lachancea fermentati
Lineage: Eukaryota; Fungi; Ascomycota; Saccharomycetes; Saccharomycetales; Saccharomycetaceae
Source: the annotation of a GenBank genome assembly